AUGGAAGCAGCUUGGCGCCAGGUGGCCGGAGGCAGAGGCCGUGCGAGAGGCCGGGCGUCCGCCGCUCCAGCCUCGGGGAAUGGAGUCCAGCCUCGCGGCGGGGGCGGGAGGGGCAGCGGAGCCCCGGGAGCUGGCAGCCGGCCUGGUGCGGGCCGAGGGGCAGGGGGCGCCGCGGCCCCCUCUCCUGGCCGAGGCCCGCUCAGCGGUAUCCCGGGAGCGGCAGCGGUAGCAGCCGCGUGUCCAAUCCCCGCUGCUAGUGAGAUAAUGUCACAGAAGAAAUUUGAGGAAAUCAAGAAGGCUAAUCAAGCAGCAGCAAAAAAACUUGUUGAAGAUCACUUUAGUUCUUCUGAAGAAGAAGGAGAUGAAGAUACUGAAGGAAAGCAGGGCAAAAUUGUUGACAAAACAUUCAUAACAUAUACUAAUCAAAUAGAUGGAGAUAUGCAUGAUUUGGAACGGACCAGACAGUAUAUAAAUGAAGCUUUUCAGUCGGGGGCUAUGACUUGCUUAAUUUGUAUUGCUUCAGUAAAGAGAAACCAAGCGGUUUGGAGCUGUUCAGGAUGUUUCUGUAUAUUUCACAUGCCCUGUAUUCAAAAGUGGGCUAAAGAUAGCCUCUUCCUUGUAUCUUCACCUUUGACAGAUGAUGACUUUGGAAAAAGAGACUAUCCUUGGCCCUGUCCAAAAUGUCGGUUUGAAUAUAAACGAUCUGAAACACCAACUCGGUAUUAUUGCUAUUGUGGAAAAGUGGAAGAUCCACCUCUGGAUCCAUGGCUUGUACCUCAUUCAUGUGGACAAGUUUGUGAGAGAGACUUUAAACCUUCUUGUGGACAUAAGUGUUUACUCCUCUGUCACCCAGGUCCUUGCCCUCCCUGUCCAAAAAUGGUUUCAAUUACUUGUUACUGUAAGAAGGCAAAACCAGUAUCUCGCCGGUGCAGCACCAAGGAGUGGUCUUGUCAGCAACCUUGUGGUCAGAAGUUGUUAUGUGGGCAACAUAAGUGUGAAAACCCUUGUCAUGCAGGAAACUGUCAACCCUGUCCACGAGUUAGCAAACAGAAAUGUGUCUGUGGCAAACGAGUAGCUGAAAGACUUUGUGCAAGUCCAGUAUGGCACUGUGAUCAGGUAUGUGGAAAAAUACUGCCAUGUGGAAAUCAUAGAUGUGAACAAGUUUGCCAUUCUCUUGCUUGUGGAGAAUGUCCUCGAUCUGGGAAAAGAUUCUGUCCCUGUCAGAAAUCAAAGUUUUCUUUGCCUUGUACGGAAGAUGUACCAACUUGUGGAGAUAGUUGUGACAAAGUGCUUGAAUGUGGAAUUCAUAGGUGUUCACAGCGUUGUCAUCGAGGUCCUUGUGAAAUAUGUAGACAGGAAGUUGAAAAGCACUGUCGCUGUGGAAAACAUACCAAAAGAAUGCCAUGCCACAAACCCUAUCUCUGUGAAACUAAGUGUAUUAAAAUGCGGGACUGCCAGAGGCAUCAGUGUAAGAGAAAGUGUUGCCCUGGAAACUGCCCACCUUGUGAUCUACCAUGUGCACGAGCUUUAGGGUGUAGAAACCACAAGUGUCCCUCCAUCUGCCACAGAGGUAGCUGUUAUCCCUGUCCUGAAACAGUAGAUGUGAAGUGUAAGUGUGGUAAAACAAAGGUGACCGUUCCUUGUGGCAGAGAACGUACCACCAAACCACCCAGGUGCAAAGAGCUGUGUAGCCAGCCUUCAACUUGCCAUCAUCCAAAUCGAGAAAAACAUCGAUGUCAUUUUGGCCCUUGUCCUCCAUGUCAUCAAUCUUGCCAAAAAGUUCUGGAAAAAUGUGGUCAUUUAUGUCCUGCUCCAUGCCAUGACCAAGCAUUAGUAAAGCAAACUGGCACGCAUCAACCUGCCGGUCCCUGGGAACAGAUUUCUGAACCAGCAUAUAUUCAAACUGCUUUGCCUUGUCCACCCUGCCAAGUUCCUAUUCCAACAGAGUGUCUUGGGAAGCAUGAGAUCAGUCCUCUCCCAUGUCAUGCUUUGGGCCCUUACUCUUGUAAGAGGUUUUGUGGACGGAGUCUAGAUUGUCAAAAUCAUACUUGUAUGAAGGAAUGUCAUAAAGUUACUGAAACUGAUGGCUGUGUGGAUGAAAAAAAGUCAGGGCCAGAAUGUCUUCAGUGUGAAGAAGAAUGCCGUAAACCACGGCCCCCAGGUUGUCCUCACCCAUGUGUUCUGCCCUGUCACCCUGGAGAAUGUCCUCCUUGUGUUCAAAUGCUCAGAAUAAAGUGUCAUUGCAAGCUCACAAGCUUAUAUGUGGAAUGCAGACAAUUGUCAACUGCCGAUAUAAAUGAAAAGAAUCUAUUGACUUGCUGCAAAAAUCAGUGUCCUAAAGAGUUGCCCUGUGGUCAUCGCUGUAAGGAGUUAUGCCAUCCUGGUGAAUGUCCCUUCAAUUGCAACCAGAAGGUAAAACUCAGAUGUCCUUGCAAGAGAAUUAAAAAGGAUUUGCAAUGCAACAAGGUGCGUGAAGGCCGGGUUUCUCUAGAAUGUGACACCAUGUGUAAGGAAAUGAAACGGAAAGCCUCUGAGAUAAAGGAAGCAGAAGCCAAAGCUGUUAUUGAAGAAGAAAAACGAAGACAACAGGCUGAAUUAGAGGCCUUUGAAAACAGAUUGAAAGGUCGUCGGAAGAAAAACAGGAAAAGAGAUGAAGUAGAAAUUGAACCCUCAGUAUGGCAAAAACAUAAGAAGGUGUUCCUUUUCCUAGUGUGCACAAUAGUUGUGAUGUUUGCAUGGUACUUGGUUCCUGAUAUGUACUGA
Gracilinanus agilis (Agile Gracile Mouse Opossum) is the source of this 2763-nucleotide messenger RNA. RefSeq names its product nuclear transcription factor, X-box binding like 1 (gene NFXL1). The transcript is spliced from 22 exons. Gene Ontology annotation, molecular function: RNA polymerase II transcription regulatory region sequence-specific DNA binding; DNA-binding transcription factor activity, RNA polymerase II-specific; zinc ion binding. Lineage: Eukaryota; Metazoa; Chordata; Mammalia; Didelphimorphia; Didelphidae. Gene Ontology annotation, biological process: regulation of DNA-templated transcription. Gene Ontology annotation, cellular component: nucleus. The record is from RefSeq and is a predicted model, not a curated record. The coding region runs from base 1 to 2763 and encodes 920 amino acids.